CACCCUGCCUGCCGGAUCCCCGGCAGUCUCUCGACACCUCGGGGGAAGGCUGGGAGGUGUAACCGUCGCCGGCAAGGGAGAGGGAGAGCGGCAGGGAAGGGAGACGGAAGCCAAUAACAGGGAGGUCUAGGAAGGUGGUGGAGGGGGAGGGCCGGGGCCACUCCUCCGUCGGUGGGACUGCAGAUUAUUUUGCAUGGCUUGCUGAAGAGAAAAGGGAGCUGCCUCGCUGGAGAGACCCCAGAUCCAACGGCUUGCUACUGGGGCAGGGAGCGCAGAGGGGUCGGAGUGGUACUGGGUCAGGCGCUGUGACCACGAGGGAUGCAGGCACCUGGAGAGCAGGCAGCGGCGAGGCUGAGCUGAGCGCGGGGAGCGAGCCCGCAAGCGCCGCCACCGGAGGAGCAUGAGCCAGAGCGGCCCCUUCCCCUGCCCCGCCGCUGCCGACGGCUGCCAGCCGCAUUCCUCGGGCUCACAGCCCACGGCGCCGGCCUCGGGCGAUGGGGACGAGCAGCCCGCGGAGCCUGCCAGCGGCGCGGCCAGCCCCCGGCACGGCGCUCAGCCCUCCCCGGCGGCCGACGGGGAGCCCGGGGGCCAGGGGGGCCAGCAUCUGGCGGCGGUGACGGAGCCGGGCGAGAGGCAGGGGGAGCAGGGACUAGGGCCGGGCGUCAGCAGCGAGAGCGGCCCUGGGGACGAGCCAGCGCUGGCGGACGGCGCGGCCGCGGAGCCGGAGCAGCAGGACGCCGCCGCGGCCAGCCCCAGCCGCACGGAGCCGGGCGAGAGGGGCACCGCCGGCCCGGGGGCACCCGGCCAGGCCCUCAGCAAGGAGCGGUGGCACAGCGUCCUGGGGUCCUCAGAAGCGCUGAGUGCCGACGAGCCCGACGAGCAGCUUGGGUUUGCUUCUGGAGAUGCCAACCUGAGCUACAGUGAGGAUGAGAAGGAACAUUUUCAGUUCAAGGACAUCAGGGAUGGGUUCAGCUCAACCUUUGAGAAGAUUGUUGAGUCUGACCUCAUGAAGGGUACCUACUACAGCAGCUUGGACUCCCUGGACGUCCUCUCGCUGACCGACGAGACUGACAGCUGCGUCAGCUUUGAGGCUCCCCUCACCCCUCUCAUCCAGCAGAGAGUGAAGGAGAGCCCAGAGCUCCUGGAGCAGAAACUGGUGGCCCAGCAGAGAGACGCCCUUCAGGACACCGCUGCCAAGAAGCAGGAGCAGGCAGCAGCAAAGUCAGCAGAGGGGGACUUUGGAAGCCCUCUCAGGCACUCGAUCACCAGCAGCAGGUCGGAGAAUGUGCUGAGCCGCUUGUCCUUGAAGAGCAUCCCCAACGGGUUCCACGUGGAGGGGGCGGAGGAGGAUGCCACCAAGAUCAUUACCUCUGUCAGUGAGGAGAUCAGCAGAGACUUCAUCUUCUGGAUGAACUCAGAGCCAAGCCACCACCCCCAGGAGGCAACAGGUCACCCAAAGGGCACUUCCUUGCAUGGAGAAGCCAGCGAUGCCAGCCUGAAGGACACGCUGUCAGACUCGGACUCCGACAUGGGCAGCACGGAGCAGCUGGACCAGGGCAGCACGGAGCAGCUGGCCAACGGGUGCCGCGCGGACGGGGAGGCCGCCAAGAGGCUGGCCAAGCGCCUCUACCGCCUGGAGGGCUUCAAGCGCUGCGACGUGGCGCGGCAGCUCGGCAAGAAUAACGAGUUUAGCAAGUUGGUAGCAGAGGAGUAUCUCAGCUUCUUUGACUUCACUGGGCUGACCCUUGACAGAGCACUCAGGACGUUCCUGAAGGCCUUCCCGCUGAUGGGAGAGACGCAGGAGCGGGAGCGGGUCCUGGUCCACUUCUCGCGGCGCUUCUGCCACUGCAACCCUGCCGAGAGCACCUCCCAAGAUGGGAUUCACACGCUCACCUGUGCCCUGAUGCUCCUCAACACAGACCUCCAUGGCCACAAUAUUGGCAAGAAGAUGUCCUGCCAGCAGUUCAUAGCAAACCUGGAUGGGCUGAACGAUGGGAAGGACUUUGCCAAGGACUUGCUGAAGACCCUGUAUAACUCCAUCAAGAACGAGAAGCUGGAGUGGGCCAUCGAUGAGGACGAGCUGAGGAAGUCGCUCUCAGAGCUGGUAGACGACAAAUUUGGAGCCAGUGCCAAGAAGGUGACCAGGAUCGUGGACAGCAGCAACCCCUUCCUGGACAUCCCGCAGGCGCUGAACGCUGUCACCUACAAGCACGGCGUCCUGACGCGCAAGACCCACGCCGACAUGGAUGGCAAGAGAACUCCCAGAGGAAGAAGAGGUUGGAAGAAAUUUUAUGCUGUGCUUAAAGGGACUGUCCUGUACUUACAGAAGGAUGAAUAUAAACCUGACAAAGACCUCUCUGAAGUGGAUCUGAAAAAUGCCAUCCGUGUGCACCACGCCUUAGCCACCAAAGCCUCUGACUACAGCAAGAAGUCCAACGUGCUGAAGCUGAAGACAGCUGACUGGAGAGUCUUCCUCUUCCAGGCUCCGAGUAAAGAGGAGAUGCUCUCCUGGAUCCUGCGGAUCAACCUGGUGGCUGCCAUUUUCUCUGCCCCAGCCUUCCCCGCUGCCAUCUGCUCCAUGAAGAAGUUUUGCCGCCCUCUCCUGCCUUCAUCCAUGACCAAGCUGUGCCAGGAGGAGCAGCUGAGGUCCCAUGAAAAUAAAAUGAAGCAGAUUGCAGAUGAAUUAGCAGAGCAUAAAUUGCAUCCUGUGGAGAAGAGCCUCAAGUCAAAAGAGGCUGAGGAGUACAGACUCAAAGAGCAUUACCUAAUAUUCGAGAGGAGUCGCUAUGAGACCUACAUCAACCUGCUGUGCAUGAAGAUCAAAGCAGGGACAGACGACCUGGAGAGGAUCGAGAGCAGCUUCCUCAAGGUGGAAGCCGAGGACCUGGCCUUGCGCAAGACGCACUCGAGCCCCUCGCUGAGCCAGGGGCAUGUGCCCAGCAGCUGCAAGGGGGACAAGGACCUUUUGGAGCAGAACACUUAACGAGGCCCAGGGCACCCGAGGGUGGCCCCGCGGUGUUCUGCGCUCCUGGGCUGGAUCGAUGAGCACAAUUUUACCUAGGAAACCGCAGGAGCAGCGCCCCAGCUGCGUGUGAGGUGGUGACUGCUCCGGCGACAGGACAGCGCAGCGCCAGCUGGCACCCCCUGGCAGCACCCUGGCACUGCAGCACUGCGCACACGCCAGCUCCUCUUCGUCCUCAGCAGCGCCCUGGCUUUUCUUUCCCUCCUCCUGCAGCCUGCACAACAAGGAGCUGCCUUGGUGCUCCAACAGCCAGUUUGCUCUUCUCUCCACCAGCCCUCCUCCUUCUCUCCCCAGAGCCCCCACCAGCUGCUGGCCUCGGUGCCCAGCACCGCAGGGAGCCCAGCCAAGAGGCUGGCCUGCGGCACCACCAGCGCCCCAAGAAGGGCACAGAGAGGAGCACCUUGUGGUGGGACAGGAUGGGUGGCAGGCAGCAGCCGAGCAAGUGCGGGGCUGCCAUCUGCCCCGGGCAGCACAGGUCUCUGCCAGCUUCUCCUUGUUACAUAUAUAGAAUAUAUACAUAGGAAUCUAUAUAAAUGGAUCUAUAUGGAAGGACACUGAGUGGAGCUCGAAGCUCCCUGUGCAGGUGAAGGCAAGCGGCCUGGAGAAGACACUAAAGCCCAGGGAGGCUCUGCCCAGCCCAAGGAUGGUUGACAACAUGCAGUAGCCUCUGUAUCUUCUUUUUUGGGGGUUGGUUGUGUUUUGGGUUUUUUUUUCCUCCCUUUUUGUUAACUUGACCAGAAAUCCCCCCUGGCCUUGCUGUGAACCAUCACCCUCCUGUUUCUGCUUCUUCCAGCUGUCCCAGUGGCUGGUGAUUCAGCACCCAGCACUCUGGAUUGGAGGCCCACCUGGAGCUUCAGAUGCAGCUGAACCUGGGUCUGGGGAGCCCAUGGGAGCAGCUCCUCUUGCAGCUGGCCAGGCUGUGCUCCUUCCAGUGGGGAAUUGUGUCUCUAUUCUUUCUGCUGUCUGUGCUCCAAGGGUUUGCUGUUGUGCCAGAAGUGACUCCUCUGCAUUUCCACAACUCUGCUCCCACACUUUAUUUAUUUAUGCCACUCUUUGCUUUGCUCCUUGGUCUCAGACUGCUUUUCUCUCCCCUAGGUGCAUUCACAGGAACCAAGUUCCAGUUUUGCAGGAUCUUGUAGCUGCUAACUACAGUCAUUUCUUGGGCAGAUUUUGCAACCUCCAGCGUUUGAGAGCCUCUGGGACCACUGUUUUCCAUGAUGGUUCGUGACACUAAAAACCUCUGCCCAACUUUGUCACCUCUUCUUUUAUCUCUAUUUCUUUGUACAGUUUGAUAGUUUAUUUGAAAUGAUGCACUAGGAAUCGUGUAAAAAACAACAACAAAGAAGAGAAACCAGAACAGAGUAACAAUAAAGCUGAAUCUGUUGGUAAAGAGAA
Pogoniulus pusillus (Red-fronted tinkerbird) is the source of this 4417-nucleotide messenger RNA. RefSeq names its product pleckstrin and Sec7 domain containing 2 (gene PSD2). Gene Ontology annotation, molecular function: phospholipid binding; protein binding; guanyl-nucleotide exchange factor activity. The transcript is spliced from 17 exons. NCBI's taxonomy places the organism in Eukaryota, Metazoa, Chordata, Aves, Piciformes, Lybiidae. The record is from RefSeq and is a predicted model, not a curated record. Bases 401 to 2983 code for a protein of 860 amino acids. Gene Ontology annotation, biological process: regulation of ARF protein signal transduction.